Messenger RNA from Didymosphaeria variabile, 1215 nucleotides. RefSeq lists its product as uncharacterized. Gene Ontology annotation, molecular function: dephospho-CoA kinase activity. Bases 1 to 1215 code for a protein of 404 amino acids. The record is from RefSeq and is a predicted model, not a curated record. Gene Ontology annotation, biological process: coenzyme A biosynthetic process. The transcript has a single exon. NCBI's taxonomy places the organism in Eukaryota, Fungi, Ascomycota, Dothideomycetes, Pleosporales, Didymosphaeriaceae.
AUGCCUCCGUCUCGCAAGCCCCUCCGCGCCCUGCUUCUGCUCCCGCCCGCGCCGUCACCGCCCACUUAUGCAGCCAUCAAAGCCGCUUACAACGCGCCGCUGUUCACCGUGCUCCAAGAGCUCGCCCGGUCGCCCCAAAGGGCCCACGAGCGCGCCAUCCUUGAGAUUGCGGUGCCAUGUCCACAUCUCUAUGGCCAGCUCAAUGCGCCAAGAGGACCUUUCUAUGCUGCCACGGAAAGCCUCGUCGCGGCUCUCUACAAGCUCGUCUGCGUCAUAGCCACGAAGAAUGCCAUUGACACUGACGAUGCCGAAGGUAUCGACGCCCGCAUCAUACUCGUUGCCUAUCCACGCAAUGGCAAGCUGGAUCAGCCAGCCCCGGAAAGCACACCUGAGCAUGAAAUGCAGGGUCCAGUCAUUGAUCUCUACACGCUGGCCCGGAACCCGACACACUGGGACCUCAUCUACUCUGUACAGUCCGAAGAAGGAGAAGGACUGGUGAAGAAUUUCCUCGCCUCAUCUAGCGUUCCUCGCAAUGUACAGCGAGUCCACGGCGGCAUAGUCGCCGUCGAAACCGCGGCACCUUCCGAAAGCAAAGACGAAUCUAUCAACCAUCUCUCCGUGGCUGUUGGUGGCACCUUUGACCAUAUGCACAUCGGCCACAAGCUGCUGUUGACCAUGUUUGCUUUCGUGCUCGGCAGAAGACAUUUACAUGACGACCACGCGCUAAGCGUGCUCACGGUCGGCAUCACGGGGGACGAAUUGCUGAAGAAGAAACAGUAUGCAGAGUAUCUGGAAAGCUGGCACGAUCGUCAGCAGGGAGUGCACGACUUCCUCACGUCCGUCAUCUACUUCGGACAGCGUGAUGACCGCAGGAUUCAGAUCGAGGAAUUAAACGAACCAGGGCCGAAUGGACACGCAGUGCACGUCACGUACCCCUUCGGCUUACUCAUCAAGUACGUAGAGAUUUGGGAUCCCUUUGGCCCCACCAUAACAGACGAGGCCAUUACAGCUCUGGUUCUGUCUCUGGAAACCCGAAGUGGCGGCAGUGCCGUCAACAGCAAGCGUGUUGAGAAGGGCUGGCAUAAGCUCGAGGUCUUCGAAGUGUCGGUUUUGGAUGCGAGCGAAGAAGAGCGCGUGGACGAAACGUUUCAAAGUAAGUUGAGCAGUACCGAGAUUCGCCGAAUCCGAAGUGAGCGCAGCCAGUCCCAGAAGUGA